AUGCGACUGUCUUGUGCAGCGAAUGAGCUGAUCGUGAUCGACGAAGCCUUCUCCGGUUGGAGGCCGGAAAACGGUCCUCGCAGUGAAUGUACACUCAAGUAUUGUGACACGUGUCAACAUGUCUUUAGGAGGCAACAGUCCAGGAUAAGGGCACAAUGUCAGGGGUUGCAGCAGUGUAACCAGAAAGUAGACGAUCGUUUCCAUCCCUACUUCAGACUACACAGGCCAUGCCCGGGCAUAAAGAAGUACCUGGAAGUAACGUACCACUGUGCAGAAGUGAAAAAGAAUAUCACCUUUGGUGGGAAAGGACAAGGCCCCGGCCAGUUUGACCAUGUGAGUGGGCUUGCCGUGUCCUCGACUAACGAGAUAUUUGUGGCUGACGAGCCCAACUACACAAUCCAGGUCUUCAGCAUGAAGGGGGUUUUCCUUCGCAGUUUCUCCACAGGAAACAUGAAACCACGUGCCGUGUGCAUGGGCCACAACGACACCCUGUGGGUCCUUUUGUACAGUCUCAUCAGCAUACCUUCCACUUACAUGUACGAAAAUGUCAUCCAACAGUACAGCAAAGAGGGCCAUGAACUGGCCAAGUUCCCAUGCAGCGAAACUACAGCAAUCUAUGGGAUUGCCUGGCACAAGCUUUCUGACAGAAUCAUACUGACAGGAAAAGGGCCCAAAAUUGUGUGGUUUAGUCCUACUUAUACACGGACACCAACAUGUACCGGUAACAUGACCAGGCUGCCAGUUCCAGGGUAUAUACCAGCAUAUCUACGAUCUGUUACAGUAAUGAUCCCUUUUGUAGACAUGAAUGGGAUCAUCUAUGUCAUAGACGUGUCAAACUCUUGUAUUCUUAAGUAUGACAAGAACGGAGUCUUGCUGUCCAGUUUUGGCAGCAAAGGUAGUGGAGCAGGGAAUCUUUCUCAGCCCUCGGGAAUCUGUGUGGACAGUUUGGGGCGUGUGAUUGUGGCUGAUACUUGGAACAGCCGAGUGGAGAUGUUCACAGCCGAGGGAGAGCACAUCCGCACCAUAGCUUACAUUAAACUACCCAUGCAAGUUGCUACAGGUGGGGAGGGGCAGCUUGUGGUGUCAGAUCGGUAUGGCUUUGUAACCAUCUUUCCAAAAUAUUAG
Messenger RNA from Branchiostoma belcheri (Belcher's lancelet), 1125 nucleotides. RefSeq names its product RING finger protein nhl-1-like. Gene Ontology annotation, molecular function: carbohydrate binding; translation repressor activity; ubiquitin protein ligase activity. The coding region runs from base 1 to 1125 and encodes 374 amino acids. NCBI's taxonomy places the organism in Eukaryota, Metazoa, Chordata, Leptocardii, Amphioxiformes, Branchiostomatidae. Gene Ontology annotation, biological process: protein polyubiquitination; proteasome-mediated ubiquitin-dependent protein catabolic process; negative regulation of translation. The record is from RefSeq and is a predicted model, not a curated record. The transcript has 3 exons.